GCCCAGCCUGGAGCCUGCGGGAGCCGGAGGGGAUGCCCGGGCUUUUCUCCAGGAGGCUCCCGCCUACCCCGGGGCGGGGCCCGGGCUCCUAGCGGCAGAGCCACAGCCCAAACAGUUUCCUGCGCGAAGGAGGAAGAGGGAAGGAAGGCGCUGAGGAUCACACACACCCAGCCCAGCUGCCGGCUUCUCCACCACCCGGUAGACUACGCGGGCCUACGCGGACCGCUGCACUCAGCAUCCGCUGCGAACCCCUUAAAUCAGGGCAGCCCGCACUCGCUGGUCCCCAAAGAUGGAGAUCCCAGCCACCCACUAUGCCGCCUCCAGGGCCGCCUCGGUGGCGGAGAACUGCAUCAACUACCAGCAGGGGACCCCGCACAAGGUGUUCCAGGUGCAGACCGUCCAGCAGGCCAGCAAGGAGGAUAUUCCAGGAAGAGGGCACAAGUAUCACCUUAAAUUUUCCGUGGAAGAAAUUAUCCAAAAACAAGUCACAGUGAACUGCACAGCGGAAGUCCUUUACCCGCAGACGGGACAAGGGGCUGCACCGGAGGUCAACUUCACGUUUGACGGAGAAAUCGGCAAGAACCCGGAUGAAGAAGAUAACACAUUUUAUCAAAGGCUUAUGUCUAUGAAGGAACCACUACAAGCACAAAACAUUCCAGACAGUUCUGGAAAUGUGUCUCCACAAAUGAAGCCAGUUCGCCACUUAGCCUGGGUCGCCUGUGGUUACAUUAUGUGGCAGAAUUCGACUGAAGACACAUGGUAUAAGAUGGCACAGAUCCAAACGGUCAAGCAAGUGCCAAGAAACGAUGACUUCAUUGAAUUAGACUAUACCAUUCUACUCCAUGACAUUGCGUCACAGGAGAUCAUUCCCUGGCAGAUGCAAGUGUUGUGGCACCCACAGUACGGUACCAAAGUCAAGCACAACAGCCGCCUCCCGAAGGACCUGGGAGCGGAGUAAACAAAGCCCCUGUCACCCGGAUGAGAUGGAAACGCUCCUAAUGAUGCGGAUGGCUGUCCUCACUGGCACCUGGCCUAACACCAAAUGAAUCCCACGGAGUCUCUCUGUUUGUCUUAGCUACAGCACCGAGCUGCAUAGAUUCCAUAAUGCAGAGUAUUACUACGUAAAAAUGUCUCUCCAAGAGUAACAAUACUGUGUGUAUCCCCGAAUAAAAAGUCCGCUUCAGUCUC
Myodes glareolus (Bank vole) is the source of this 1188-nucleotide messenger RNA. It is a transcript of the gene Lxn, whose product is annotated as latexin. Lineage: Eukaryota; Metazoa; Chordata; Mammalia; Rodentia; Cricetidae. The record is from RefSeq and is a predicted model, not a curated record. Gene Ontology annotation, molecular function: metalloendopeptidase inhibitor activity.